GAAAUGAGGAGCCAACUGGAAAUCUUGCUCUUGCGGUCUUGUUCAUGCCGUACACGUAGCUUGUUCCUUUAUUUUUCUUUUCUUUUCUCUCGCUAACCUACUUCCAUGUACCUACAUAUAUUACAUACAUGUAUGAUGUAGCUAGGUAGGCAAGGUUCCCUUCCGGUGUGUAUCUAAUGUAAAUGCUUGCAGGUAUACGUAUUCUAUAUGUAUAGUACGGUAAUAUAUCAUGUACAUAUAUGUACGUGCUAUAGAUAUGUAGCCGCUUGUUCCAUGACCUAUUUUGUCCCCACGGACGGCCAAGCUGCAUGCAUUACUCAGCUCCAGCUCUUUCAAUCCCAAACCAAGAAAAAAAAAAAAGUGAAUGAAAAAAAAAGGGGGUGCCACUUACGACUCUCUUACUGUAGCACGCACCAUUAUCACGGUAAGUCCUCCACCUCCGACGUUCCGAGCGGUCACGAUGGUCACGAUGCCAUAUCCUCGCCCAAUUGGUGGACGUGGGGGUUUUUUUUGGUCAUUUUUCCCUUGCCCUACCCCAACCUCCUACUCCUCCUACCUAAUAAAAUAGAAAAUAGGGAAUUUCGUUUCGUCUUACACAAACACUAAAUCUAAUCUCACGAUAGCUUCCCCUCCCCCCAUCAAAAUCAUGAACCGUUCGUUUAUUUCCCCAUUGUUUUAAAUAGAUUAGGGUUUUGGAU
Messenger RNA from Hypoxylon trugodes, 698 nucleotides. RefSeq lists its product as uncharacterized. The coding region runs from base 208 to 606 and encodes 132 amino acids. Lineage: Eukaryota; Fungi; Ascomycota; Sordariomycetes; Xylariales; Hypoxylaceae. The transcript is spliced from 2 exons. The record is from RefSeq and is a predicted model, not a curated record.